Molecule: messenger RNA, 800 nt
Organism: Durusdinium trenchii
Lineage: Eukaryota; Dinophyceae; Suessiales; Symbiodiniaceae
Source: the annotation of a GenBank genome assembly
UUCCAAUCCCAGCAACGGUCCCGCUUCAGCUCAUUAGCGCCUCCGCGCGAGACGCGUCUCGCGGCCAUGGCCAUGCGCAAGCGUCUCGCUCCAGCGAUCACGGUGAUUGCAGGUCGACAGCACUCCUUCGUGGCCAGUGAGGCCACAUUGGACAUUAUCUUGCAGUCAAAGCCAUGGCCGAGCUGGUUGCGGCAGGAGAUGCGCAGCAACUGGGCCGGCGAGACUGGUGCUGUCGCCAUCUAUCGGGGUUGCCAAAGUGCUUUGCCCUCCGUGGCAUGUCGUGCGAAGCGACACGAGCUGCAGAAGUUCGUGGAGGAACACGUGGCCUCCGAGGAAGCACAUUUGCGUGCCAUGGAGUUCUUAGUCUCUCAGCCAGGGGAGCGCAGUUGGAUGCCGGCGACGGCCUUCGGAUGGGCCCUUGGCUACCUCUCCACCAAGGCCCGUGGCGAGCACGGGAUGUAUGUCACCACGCGAGCCGUGGAGUCCUUCGUGGAGGAGCAUUAUGGCGAUCAGAUUGCGCGUCUGGAAGCAGAACUUCGGGCGGGGCUUGCGCAGCCGACAGAGGCCUACACAGCACUGUUGGAGGUCCUUCGUGGUGCUUGUGCUGAUGAGGUUGCUCACAAGGAGGAUGCCGCAAAGCGGAUCGACGGAGGAUCAAGCACAUCAGUACUCAUGGACAGCUUGCACUUUUCGGCGGUGUACUGGGCCUCCCGUGUGGGAGCGGCCAUCGCCAAGCGUGUCUAGUCCCGCGGGAGUCCCGCGGCCUUCCGACUGUACACCGCGGAGUGGGAGAAAACGCG